Messenger RNA from Coffea eugenioides, 1446 nucleotides. RefSeq lists its product as uncharacterized. The record is from RefSeq and is a predicted model, not a curated record. The transcript has a single exon. Bases 1 to 1446 code for a protein of 481 amino acids. Lineage: Eukaryota; Viridiplantae; Streptophyta; Magnoliopsida; Gentianales; Rubiaceae. Gene Ontology annotation, molecular function: glycosyltransferase activity.
AUGGGGUUGAAGCAUUCUAAUCGUAAAUUUCAUUCUCGUCCAAAAUUGUGUUUCUUGAAAUGUUCAACCAUUAUUGCUGCACUUCUCUUCCUUGCGUCCUUCAUUUACUUCUUUUCUCCACUGGCUGAUUUUGCAAAAUCAUGGUCCAGAGAGGUGCAUUUCAGGGGUGAUUUGCGUGAGGCUAAAUUCCCAUGGAACAAGCUUUGUUUUGGACAAGCAAACGAGAAGCUAAAGCUUGCAGUCUUCUCCAAAUCUUGGCCUAUUGGUGCAGCUCCUGGUGGCAUGGAACGUCAUGCUUCGACUUUAUACACUGCUCUUGCUGCUAAGGGGCAUGAAAUACAUAUCUUUACUGCGCCUUCUGAUAGAAGGGCUCACGAGGACAUUCAUCGAGGUAAUCUUCACGUAUAUUUCGCGUCCAAUGAUCAUGGCUCCGUUAAUUGCUCCUUAGCAUUUGACAUUUUCAAUCGUGAGAACAAGAUGAAUGAGUUCGAUUAUGUCCACACGGAGAGUGUAUCACUGCCAUAUUGGCGUGCAAGAGUGGUGCCUAAAGUGGCAGUAACUUGGCAUGGGGUGUGGUAUGAGAUAAUGCAUUCAAAACUGUUCCAGGAGCUCUUAUCCAACCCAAAGGAGCAAUUGUCCGGACCAAUGACUGAGCUACAAGAAGCAAUGCCAAGGUUGCUUAAUGAGAUUAGGUUCUUCUCGAUCUAUAAACAGCAUAUUUGCAUUAGUGACAGUGCAGGAGAGGUUUUAGUCAACAUCUAUCAGCUGCCUCAAAGAAAUGUGCAUGUCAUCCUUAAUGGGGUUGAUGAGACAAAGUUUACGCCUGAUCCCAUGGCUGGUGCAGUAUUUCGUGAAAGAUAUGGAGUGCCCUCCAAUGUGAGCCUAGUAUUGGGCAUUGCAGGGCGGCUAGUUAGGGACAAGGGGCAUCCCCUGCUUCAUGAAGCAUUUGCAAAGACAUCCAAACGACAUCCUGGUGUUUUCCUACUGGUAGCAGGUUCAGGUCCUUGGGGGAGAAGGUACGCUGAACUAGGGAAAAAUGUAAAGGUUUUAGGCGCACUGGAGCCUUCAGAAUUGUCUCACUUUUACAAUUCGCUUGAUGUGUUUGUUAAUCCUACACUGAGGCCUCAAGGGUUGGAUCUAACCUUGAUGGAGGCAAUGCAUUGUGGGAAGCCUGUUUUGACCCCAAAUUAUCCAAGCAUAACCAGAACAGUGGUACUGAACGAAGAGUUUGGUUAUACAUUCUCACCAAAUGUGGAGUCUCUUGUUGAAGCUUUAGAGUCAGCGAUUAAGGAUGGCUCAAGAGAGCUGCAGAGGAAAGGCAAGCUUUGCCAAAGAUAUGCAGUCUCAAUGUUUACAGCUUCUAAAAUGGCUUCCGCUUACGAAAGAUUUUUCCUCUGUAUGAAGAACACUAGAUAUUGUCAGUACCCCCUUACUAGUGACUGUUGA